CUCAGCACAUCGCACAAACUGACACGGCCACACUGCUAUGGCCAUGGACACAAGUCCACUACUCAACACCCCCGAAAAUUCCAAUUACCAGUCUGUGGGGAAGACUUUGAGAGACGCAGAGAAGAAAUAUGUCAAAACACUAAAUAACAGGAAGAUGUUCCUGGCUGCUUUUUCUGCUGUCUUGGGCAACUUCACAUUUGGUUACGCGUUGGUUUACCCCUCACCGGUCAUUCCAGCUCUGGAAGGAGAUGCUGAUCCCACUAUGCACAUUACGGAAGCGGAGAAGUCUUGGUUUGGGUCAGUGUUUGCUCUGGGCACCUGUGUCGGUGGAUUAAGCUCAAUGUUCCUGAAUGAUUGGCUUGGACGUAAACUCAGCAUUAUGUUCUCCACGCUUCCUGCAGCCAUUGGUUUUUUGCUAAUGGGCAGUGCUCAGCAUAUCUCCAUGCUUCUCCUGGGAAGAAUUCUCACAGGCCUAGCCGGAGGCAUAACAUCAUCCUCAAUACCAGUUUAUAUUUCGGAGAUCUCUCAUGCCGGAGUGAGGGGUGCAUUGGGGGCAUGUCCGCAGCUGAUGGCAGUAUGUGGGGCCUUGGUCCUGUAUGUGCUCAGUAUCGUUGUGCCAUGGCGCUGGCUGGCAAUAUUGGGUGAAAUACCUGUAAUUACCAUGCUCGUCCUCCUGUGCUUCAUGCCGGACUCCCCGCGAUUCCUAAUUGCAAAAGGGAAACGAGAAAAGGCCCUGAAGGCUCUAGAGUGGCUCAGAGGGCCAGACACAGCAUACAGAGAGGAGUUUACGAGAAUUGAGGAAAGCAUCGUCAAUAAGAACAGUUCAAUAACUUGUAGUGAGCUGGCUGAACGGCACUACUACAAACCCAUUCUCACUGCUGUCCUCAUGAGGUUCCUACAACAGAUGUCUGGGAUCAACCCAAUACUGACAUUCCUGGAGUCCAUCUUCAACAAGACCAAAGUCAUUCUGUCAGGAAGGUAUGAUGCUGCGCUCGUUGGACUGGUAAGGCUGGUGGCAGUAAUAAUUUCUGCCAUUGUUAUGGAUAAAGCUGGAAGGAAAAUUCUGCUCUACGUCUCUAGCUCCUUGAUGCUGGUCUCCUCCCUGGCGAUGGGCCUGUAUGUUCAUUUCAUAGUUGAUGUAAAACACAAUUCCACAACCCUUAAUAUGACGCUGAAUGAGCCUGGGCCUCAACACCCAACAAACUAUUUGGGUGUCAUCCCCCUUCUAUGUAUCAUGUUGUAUGUUUUAGGUUAUGCCUUUGGCUGGGGUCCAAUCACCUGGCUCCUGAUGUCGGAGAUUCUGCCAUUGAAAUCUCGUGGAAUGGCAUCUGGACUGUGUGUGGUGGUCAGCUGGAUUACUGGCUUUGCUCUAACUGAGGCUUUCCUCCCUGCUGUGAAUGCCUUCAAUCUGGAGACACCUUUCUUCUUCUUCACCUUCAUCUGCGUCUGCUGCCUCAUCUUCACCUACUUUGCUGUUCCGGAAACCAAAGGGCGGACACUGGAGCAGAUCGAAUGGUACUUCCGCUCAGGUCGGCGUUCUUUCAUCAGGUAGCCAGAGGUGGUGAGGCGGAAAACUUGGUGCUAUCAAAACCGGGUGUGUGCCAAAGAAACACAUACGUUACUUCAAAAAGGAUUUCUAGGUCUCCCCCAUGAAUCUGAAUGUAAACUGAGGCACCUCUGGGACUUAAAUAUUGUUGCACCACUCUGGACCGUA
Nanorana parkeri is the source of this 1714-nucleotide messenger RNA. RefSeq names its product solute carrier family 2 member 6 (gene SLC2A6). Lineage: Eukaryota; Metazoa; Chordata; Amphibia; Anura; Dicroglossidae. The transcript has 10 exons. Gene Ontology annotation, molecular function: transmembrane transporter activity. Gene Ontology annotation, cellular component: membrane. Bases 38 to 1552 code for a protein of 504 amino acids. Gene Ontology annotation, biological process: transmembrane transport. The record is from RefSeq and is a predicted model, not a curated record.